Salvelinus fontinalis (brook trout) is the source of this 3288-nucleotide messenger RNA. Its product is annotated as sialoadhesin-like. The record is from RefSeq and is a predicted model, not a curated record. Bases 1613 to 2896 code for a protein of 427 amino acids. NCBI's taxonomy places the organism in Eukaryota, Metazoa, Chordata, Actinopteri, Salmoniformes, Salmonidae. The transcript has 8 exons.
GGUGUGAUGAGGACAAUUUCCUUUGUUUCCCAAUGCAUUUAAAAGAAAAGACAGCUUCUUGCUUGAUUAAACACCCAGUGCCAUUUUGGAGAUAUCGGUAAUCUCAAUAUCCAUAAUCUCUUUCACUCAGUUACAGGUAAGGCCUUUUCAUUAUUUAAUCUAAAAGACACAUUUAAAGCAUGACACAAUAAUCACAAUUCCACAAAAUCUCAUUCAAAUACAUUGAAUCACAAUACUAAAAAGACUUGAAUCGUAGAGAAAGUAGAAAUUGUAUUGCCGUGGAAAUGUGUUACCUCUAAAUUUAAAAUUGAGUUUUGGAAAAAUGGUACUGAUAAACAAUACAAUUACAUUUUUGCUACAAUUGAAUGUCAGUAGUUAAGGUGUUCAUAGGUAAUUGCUACUUAGAGUCAAAUGCUAAACAUUCCAGGAUUUUUACCUAUUUGUACAAACACUGAACAAAAAUAUAAACGCAACAAGUAAAGUGAUGGUCCAAUGUUUGAUGAGCUGAAAUAAAAGAUCCCAGAAAUGUUCCAUAUGUACAAAUAGCUUAUUUCUCUCAAAUGUUGUGCCAAAAUUUUAUUUUCAUCAUUGUUAGUGAGCAUUGAUAAUCCAUUCACCUGACAGAUGUGGCAUAUCAAGAAGCUGAUUAACAGCAUAACCAUUACACAGGUUCACCUUGUGCUGGGGACAAUAAAAGGCUACUCUAAAAUGUGCAGUUUUGUCACACAACACAAUGCCACAGAUGUUUCAAGUUUGAGGGAGCGUGAAAAUGGCAUGCUGACUGCAGGCAUGUCCUCCAACACCGUUUUAGAUCAUUUGGGAGUACAUCCAACCGGCCUCACACCACACACCACGUGUAUGGCAUCUUGUGGGUGAGCAGUUUGCUGAUGUCACCGUUGUGACCAGAGUGCCCCAAGGUGGCGGGGGGUUAUGGUAUGGGCAGGCAUAAGCUACGGACAACGAACACAAUUGCAUUUUAUCAAUGUCAAUUUGAAUGCACAGAGAUACCGUGACGAGAUCCUGAGGCCUAUCGUCGUGCCAUUCAUCCGCCGCCAUCACCUCAUGUAUCAGCAUGAUAAUGUACACUAUUCCUGCUAGAUGAAAAUGUCCCAGUGCUUCCAUGGCCUGCAUACUCACCAGACAUGUCACCCAUUGAGCAUGUUUGGGAUGCUCUGGAUCGACGUGUACAACAGUGUGUUUCAGUUCCCCGCAAUAUCCAGCAACUUCGCUCAGCCAUUGAAGAGGAGUGGGACAACAAUCCACAGGCCACAAUCAAUAGCCUGAUCAACUUUAUGCGAAAAAGAUGUGUCACGCUGCAUGCGGCAAGUGGUGGUCACAUCAGAUACUGACUGGUAUUUUCUGAUCCAUGCUCCUACCUUUUUUUAAAGAAUCUGUGAUCAAAAUAUGCAUAUCUGUAUUCCCAGUCAUGUGAAAUCCGUAAAUUUGGGCCUCAUUUAUUUAUUUAAAUUGACUGAUUUCCUUAUAUGAACUGUAACUCAGUAAAAUCUUUGAAAUUGUUGCAUGUUGCGUUUAUAUUUUUGUUCAGUACAGAUUAUUCAUAAUUCUGAUCUACUUUUUCUAUCUCUAUGUUUAUUUGAGGUGUAUUCUUACUAUGGAAGGCAUCUCAACAACAUCACAGAUGUUUCUGGGGUUUAUUGCUUUCAUCACUUUUCUGUUGAAAGGUGCACUCUGCCAACAGUGGAGUCUGUGGACGCCCCAGAGCAUUGUGGCUGUUGGUGGAUCCUGCCUACUGGUCCCAUGUACAUUUGAGAUCCUUGCUACAUUUGAUGCUGACUUGAAAAACUGCACACCCACUGGGCUUUGGUCUAAAAACAAAUGGGGUGGAAAUAUAGUAUUGAGCACAGCCAAAACAGAUGACCAAAACAUCAUAAAGGGAGUGAUGGUGGGAAAUCUGUUGAGCAAGAACUGCACCACCCUUUUCAACAGUUUCCCUGCAGGAUAUGAUGACACAUAUCUCUUCAGGCUGGAAUGUGCUGGAACAAAUCGCCUCAAGUAUAUUUUCUACCCAGGAGUACAUAUCAGUCAUACAGACACCCCACCCAAACCCCAACUAACCCCUAUUGGCAACAUCACAGAGGGGGAGCUGGUUAUACUGAGCUGCUCUGCCUCUGCCCCCUGCCCUACGUUCCCGCCCUCUCUGACCUGGACCUCUGGGCUGGGUGGAAGUGUUGAGAGCCAGCUACAGGAGGGUAUAGAUGGGCUCAUGACCAUGACCUCCACCCUUACCUUUACCGCCUCCCUCCUCCAUCACGGGCUGAUGGUCAAAUGUUCUGCCCGCUACACGCUGCAGCCAGGGGGCACCACCAAGACGACUCAGGGGAACCUGACCCUCAAUGUUCUGUAUGCACCUAAAAACACUGUAGCCCUGUCCAGCCCAUCUGGGCCUGUGCCCGACGGGAGGGCAGUGACCCUGACCUGUCAGAGUGAUGCCAACCCACCAGUGGAGCGCUACUCCUGGUACAAAGACAUCAGUGGGCAGGUGACGUGGAAGGCUAAUGGGCAGACACUAGUCCUCCUGGUCAGCAAGGCAGACAGCGGGCUGUACUUCUGUGAGGCCCACAAUGAGAAGGGAUCACAAAGGUCAAAGGUCAUGCCUCUGGAGUUCGAAAGUGGCCAAUGUUCUGUGAUGGUCCCCUACAUCAUCUGUGGAGUGAUGGCGCUGCUCUAUGUUCUAACCGUCACCGUGGAUGUGUAUAAAUAUAAAAGUCUGUCCAGAAGACUGAAACAGCAGCUAGAGCUGUCGGAGAAAGGAGACAACACGUACACUAACCUGACGGUCGCCAGCAUCAGCUCUGACUAUGACCAACUCCAGAUGACCAGGGCUGCCCGAGGUGAAGCUCACCCUGGCAGAAGAAGUGAAAGAGCUGCUCCUUGAAACCACAUGGCAAAACAGAUCCAGAUUUGACCUUUGCAUUUGAACUUUGUUGUAUGGAAAAUGUUCAUCUUGUUAUUUUUCUUCAGAUCAUACUGUAUAUUUCUGUCACAAAAUAUAUGAUAUUAUAUAUUUUAACCUGAUGCCUCAAUUUUAUGUACCUGUCAGCAACAGAUGUGGCUGAAAAAGCCGAAUCCACUAAUUUGAAGGAUUGUCCACAUACUUCUGACCAUGUAGUGCAGUACUAAAUUGUAGUUGAAUGUUUUUGGUUUGUGGUUCAGCAUCAUCAGUGUAUUUCUGUCUUCUUCUCUGUAGAUGAUGUUAAACCAUGCAGGGGGUUGUGGUUUGUGUCAGUCAGGAUUAUAAUGGGCAUAAUCAGUCGAAUAAAUCUCUUA